Messenger RNA from Hippocampus zosterae (dwarf seahorse), 2421 nucleotides. RefSeq names its product cell division cycle associated 7a (gene cdca7a). The record is from RefSeq and is a predicted model, not a curated record. Bases 109 to 1311 code for a protein of 400 amino acids. Lineage: Eukaryota; Metazoa; Chordata; Actinopteri; Syngnathiformes; Syngnathidae. Gene Ontology annotation, biological process: regulation of DNA-templated transcription. Gene Ontology annotation, cellular component: nucleus. The transcript is spliced from 10 exons.
CCGCGCGCUCUCAGGGGCGGUUGUGCUUUGUUCCCUGCAGAGCGCAAAAGCCGAGCAACAGUGCGGUAUCCUGCUGUCUCCACGCCGAAAACUGCUUCGAAGACUAAAAUGCCUUGCACACGCUCCAAGCAUGCAGCAGCCCAGCCUCCAUCCACCAGGAUGAGUUUGAGGAGCUUCCGCAGUGUCCCCCUGGUUACCAUGGAGACAUCCUCCUCUUCCUCGGACGACAGCUGCGAUAGUUUUGGCUCCGACGGAGGCUUCGCAAACACGAGGGGCAGCUCCCGACUGUCAAAGCGGUUGGUUGACAAGUCAAAGGCUCAGAAGGCCACUGCGGAGGAAAAUGCGUGCACUGGGUUUGAGGAGGAACUCAUCAACACUCGGAUCAAAGCGAUGAAAGUAGAUCCCAAUUCUGAGCCUGCGGGACGUGGCCGUCGGUCCAACCUCUUGAAGGUGGCCUUUGCCUUCCCAACCCGGAAGGCGGGCGCUAAAAGGCCCGCAUCCGAACCCCUCCCUCGACCUCAAGUGCUGGACUCCGAUGAGGACGAGGAGAACUUCAUGACCAAGAGAGCCUUGAAUAUUAAAGAGAACAAAGAAAUGCUCGCUAAACUGAUGGCAGAGCUCAACAAAGUACCAGGACUCUUCCCCAAAACGAUGACCUCUGCAUCCACCAAGACCCAACGUACACCUCGGCGCAACAUGCCCGAAACUUUGAGGAGGAGCUCAGAGCGUCUGUCUCGGCCGCACACUCGCUCUCGCACGCUAGUGGACGGACCGCCCAGCCCGACACCGGAAGAGGAAGAGACGGAAGACAAGUUCAGCCUGGUGCGGCGAAGCCGCUACUACGAAGUAGUGGAUGAGCCGGUUCGUCAACGCUCGUGCAACGGCCCCAAGGCCUUCCCUCACGUGGUGCGACCCGUAGAUGAGGUCACCGAGUACGAGCUUGAGCGCAUUUGCGACAACGUGAGGGAGAAGGUGUACAACAGCGUCAAUGGCACCACUUGCCACCAGUGCCGCCAGAAAACAACCGACACCAAAACCAACUGCCGCAAUCCGGAAUGUGUCGGCGUCCGGGGUCAGUUCUGCGGCCCGUGCCUUCGGAACCGCUACGGGGAAGAAGUGCGGGACGCCCUGCUGGACGCGGACUGGCGCUGCCCGCCGUGCCGGGGCAUCUGUAACUGCAGCUUCUGCCGCGCCCGUGACGGCCACUGCGCCACGGGAGUGCUGGUCUACCUGGCCAAAUAUCACGGCUUUGACAAUGUUCACGCUUACCUGAAAAGCUUGAGGAAGGAGCUGGAACAGAAUAGCGAGUAAUGAGCAGCGAAUGGAGACGCCGAACUGGAAACUUUGACACUUUUGUGCCGUCAGAUUAGGUUUUUCCUUCUUGGGAUUUGCAUUUGAAAUGAAAACUUGAGUUGAUCAGCUGGGAUAAUUCGCAAGUUUUUAUUUUUGUUUUUUUUAAUGGCUUGAUGGCCAUUUCUGGAAUUAACAUUUUUGUCAUUUUUACAGUUCAAAAUACCAAUGCGCAAGUAUUUGCUGUAUUUCAAAGAAAGAUACUUCAUUGUUGGCCAUUUAUUUCAAUCUUUUAUCACCACAGUCCGUUUUGACGGAUGUUUCAUGACCGGUGAUGUCAUUAUCUUGAUUUUAUUUGCAGUUCUCAUCUCGCACUCCAACCCCCCCUCCCAAAAAAUGGCCCUCAGUGAAUCCUAUCGGCUUGUACGCACCUUUGACCUUUUUCAUUUAAGAGCUGGCAAUUAUUCUGUCCGUCACGAUAUUUCCCUAGCUUAGACGGUUAAAGAGGCUAAUUUUUGGUAAAUACAUUCCUGGACCAAUAACAUCAAAUCAUUGUAAAGCUUUAAGAAAUGUGAAUAUUUUCAUGAGCGGAUAUAAAUACUGUUAAUAUUUUCUUACAUAGCUAGAACUGCUGUUUUUUAUGUGAAUGUAGAUUUCACACAGUGGUCUCUAACUUGAACUUUUUUUUUUUUUUAAUUUCUUGUAAAUGUUAAAUGUAAAUGUUCAUGUUAAAAAGUGUUCCAGGUGUGUCCUGUUGGAAGGGCACAGGCCGGGGGUGGGGGGUGGGGGGUCAGGGGUCCACCGCCCGCCCAGAGCUCGAUGUGAUGUACUGUACCGCUCACAUCUCCUUCAUUAGAUAACCGCCGCUAAUGGCGUGGAAACAAUUAGCGCUCUCUAAUGGGAGUCUUGUACCUGUAAAUCAUUUCAUCCUGCGCUCUGGCUCAUUUUCUGCUCACCCUUGUGAUUCUGGACACAUGAUGACUGCUACGGGGAUUAUUUCAUUCGGGGCAGGUGGAGUCAUUUCUGGUUUGAACCCACUGCUUGGAAACAUGUUACUUGAUCUGUAAUUUUAUUUUUUUUAUAAUAUAUAUUAAAGUCAUAAUCCUUGCAGUGAUAAAGUGUCACCUCAGA